Messenger RNA from Rhinopithecus roxellana (golden snub-nosed monkey), 1056 nucleotides. RefSeq names its product small ubiquitin like modifier 2 (gene SUMO2). The record is from RefSeq and is a predicted model, not a curated record. Gene Ontology annotation, cellular component: nucleus. The transcript is spliced from 4 exons. Gene Ontology annotation, biological process: protein sumoylation. Gene Ontology annotation, molecular function: ubiquitin-like protein ligase binding; protein tag activity. The coding region runs from base 167 to 454 and encodes 95 amino acids. Lineage: Eukaryota; Metazoa; Chordata; Mammalia; Primates; Cercopithecidae.
GCACGCAGGGUGGGGGGAGGGAGCGCACGACGUGCGCGCACCCUCUGCCUCGUCCACCGCUGCCGCCUCCUUCUUCUGCCGCUCCUGGUGCUGCUUGUGUGCUCGUUUGGUGCGGACCUGGUACCUCUUUUGUGAAGCGGCAGCUGAGGAGACUCCGGCGCUCGCCAUGGCCGACGAAAAGCCCAAGGAAGGAGUCAAGACUGAGAACAACGAUCAUAUUAAUUUGAAGGUGGCGGGGCAGGAUGGUUCUGUGGUGCAGUUUAAGAUUAAGAGGCAUACACCACUUAGUAAACUAAUGAAAGCCUAUUGUGAACGACAGGGAUUGUCAAUGAGGCAGAUCAGAUUCCGAUUCGACGGGCAACCAAUCAAUGAAACAGACACACCUGCACAGUUGGAAAUGGAGGAUGAAGAUACAAUUGAUGUGUUCCAACAGCAGACGGGAGGUGUCUACUGAAAAGGGAACCUGCUUCUUUACUCCAGAACUCUGUUCUUUAAAGACCAAGAUUACAUUCUCAAUUAGAAAACUGCAAUUUGGUUCCACCACAUCCUGACUACUACCGUAUAGUUUUCUCUAUUCUUUCAUUUCCCCCUUCCCCAUUCCUUUAUUGUACAUAAAGUAACUGGUAUAUGUGCACAAGCAUAUUGCAUUUUUUUUUUUUUAACUAAACAGCCAAUGGUAUGUUUUAAUUGACAUCAAGUGGAGACGGGAUGGGGAAAAAUACUGAUUCUGUGAAAAUACCCCCUUUCUCCAUUAGUGGCAUGCUCAUUCAGCUCUUAUCUUUAUAUUCCAGUAAGUUAUUUUGCUCUCACUGUUUUAACAAAAACACACAACAUAAAAAUCCUUGCAUACCUUGUUCAAUUGGAGAAUUUUAAUGUUUUUCAUUUAUCAUUGUAAAACCAAGGACAAUUUUAUAACUUUUUUGUACGUAGCUGUUACAUGUAGGGCAAUCUGUCUUUAAGUAGGGAUAAAUUACUCUAAAACAAAAAAGAAUCUUAGAUAGUUUUCCCUUCAAGUCAAGCGUCUUGUUGUUUAAAUAAACUUCUUGUUUAAAAUGA